UAAAAAAAUCCUCGAAUGGGACCUUAUGCGUUAUAAAUUUGAAUAUUAUAAUAUAGACUGAUAAAAAAUAAAAAACAAAAAAACUGUUUUUGUGCUUCUGAAGUCUCACCGGUUCUACCCUUCCAAAAUAAACUCAACUUGACAUUCCUAUUUUUUCACAUCACAUUUUCUCGAAAAAGAGAAGAUAAAUUAAAAGAGCGUGUGACUGAUGGAAACCCUUGGGACAGAAAGAAAGGAAGGAGUGAUGAGCAAUGGAGGGAUGUUGUACCACGAGGUACAAGAAUCAAAGCUAUGCGCUGUACAUUGUGUGAACACCGUCUUACAAGGUCCUUUCUUCUCAGAGUUCGAUUUAGCGGCAGUUGCUUCCGAUCUUGACCGUACCGAACGCCAAAUGAUGGUACAAGGUGGUGGUGACUUUGUCCCAGAACAGUCUCAUAAUGUUUCCCUUGACGGCGAUUUCAGUAUCCAGGUUUUGCAAAAGGCGUUGGAGGUGUGGGAUCUACAAAUCAUUCCACUAGACAGCCCAGUUGCUGAACCGGCUCAAAUUGACCCAGAACUGGAAAAUGCAUUUAUCUGUCACUUGCAGGACCAUUGGUUCUGUAUCAGGAAAGUAAAUGGGGAGUGGUAUAACUUUGACAGUCUUAAGGCUGCCCCUGAACACCUUUCCAAAUUUUACCUCUCAGCAUAUCUAGACUCCUUGAAAGGCUUCGGGUGGAGCAUUUUCCUGGUGAGAGGAAAAUUUCCCAAGGAAUGUCCGAUCACUUCUUCUGAAGCUUCUAGUGGAUAUGGACAGUGGCUAUUACCAGAAGAUGCAGAGAGGAUUACCAAGUCCUGCAACGCUGCACAGAGAACAGGUAGUAGAAGUGGUCAAAGUCAGUGGCCUUCUGAUCCCUAUCGCCAGUACGAGCAACAAGGCAUGCUUUUAGAAGAAGAUGAUGAGGAUCUGAAAGCUGCAAUUGCUGCUAGCUUGAUGGAUUCUUCUCCUGCGGUCAGCACCAAACCUGACACCCUGGAAAAUGAAAAUAAGGACAAUAGUGCAGCUAAUGCAUGACAAAAAAACAUUUUUCAGUGUUUUAAGCUGGAAAAAACUUGUGAACUGUUUAAUUCCUUUCAUAAUUGCAUCCGAUACUGGAUACUAGUUCAUAAAUCUGCGACAUAAACAGUGAUAUUCUUAUUUGAAAAAGAAAAAUACACAGUGAUGUUUGUUGGAUAAGAGCAAGAUUUUUUAUACAAUUUGAAAAGAAAAAUGAAAAACCUUGAUCUUCCUGGAA
This is a messenger RNA of Lycium barbarum (goji berry), 1271 nucleotides long. Its product is annotated as ataxin-3 homolog. Gene Ontology annotation, biological process: protein deubiquitination. Gene Ontology annotation, cellular component: nucleus. Lineage: Eukaryota; Viridiplantae; Streptophyta; Magnoliopsida; Solanales; Solanaceae. Gene Ontology annotation, molecular function: cysteine-type deubiquitinase activity. The transcript is spliced from 2 exons. The coding region runs from base 209 to 1051 and encodes 280 amino acids. The record is from RefSeq and is a predicted model, not a curated record.